This is a messenger RNA of Lymnaea stagnalis (great pond snail), 3932 nucleotides long. Lineage: Eukaryota; Metazoa; Mollusca; Gastropoda; Lymnaeidae. The record is from the annotation of a GenBank genome assembly.
GAGUCAUUGGCCAGGAGAAUAAGAGAAUUAUUCAGAGGCAGAUUCAGCCAAGAAGAAAUAAUCAGAUGCAUUCGACAUUUUGGAGAUGGGGAUAAUGUCGUGGCCUUUUUAAUGGAAGGUAUUUUAUACAUAAACACAGAAAUAUUAAAUAAUAUUUGAAUAGUUUGACCUAAUUUUCAUUUUAAUUUUCAUUCGUUGUAGACUGAAAUAUUUUAAAAAUUAAUUUACUUUAAAAAAAUAAAAUAAAAAAAUAAAUUUAUGAACGUCGACUAACGAUUGAAUUUCUGAAUGGAAUCAUAAAACAACAUGGAUUAACUAGUAAUUAGCUAGUGAAUUAAUCUCUAAUAUUGGGACCAUGAUUAGCUAGUGAAUUAAUAUCUAAUAUGGGACUAUGAUUAACUAGUAAGAUGAUCUCUAAUAUGGGACUGUGAUUAGCUAGUGAGAUAAUCUCUAAUAUGGGACCAUGAUUAGAUAGUGAAUUAAUAUCUAAUAUAGGAUUAUGAUUAGCUAGUGAGAUGACCUCUAAUAUGGGACCGUGAUUAGCUAGUGAUUUAAAAUCUAAUAUAGGAUUAUGAUUAGCUACUGAGGUGAUCUCUAAUAUGGCACUGUGAUUAGCUAGUGAAUUAAUCUCUAAUAUGUGACUGUGAUUGGCUAGUGAAUUAGUCUCUGAUGUUGGGACUGUGCUUGCCUAGCGAAUUAAUAUGUGAUAUCGACUGUGAUUAAUACGUAUAUUCAUUUGAUAAAAUCGAUCAAUUAUUAUAUGAAUAAUUAUACAAUCCUAAUGACACGUAAGAAUUUUAACCUCCAUUUUGUAGUCUCCCAUUUCACAAUUUUCACAUAAUAGAUUUUAAAUCUGCAAAUGUUUUUUUUUUUUUUUAAAAAUAGGAUUUUAAUUUAUCAAAUAUAUCACAACUUAAAUAUAACAAUAGACUAAUUGCCAUCAUUAGUAAAGAUGCAAACAAUUAUUUUAUUCAUCAAAUUCAAAACAAUUGAUUUGUUUCAACGGUCAUUUUUAGAGUUUUCAUUUUCUACAAAAAUUGUAAUGAAUUAAUUUCAGAACAACCUGACGUUGUGAACCAACUGUUAGGCAGGGUACGUAGGCAAAAAUACUCUGUAUGUCCUUUAGGCAGGGUACGUAGGCAAAAUACUUUGUAUGUCCUUUAGGCAGGGUACGUAGGCAAAAAUACGAAGACUUUUUUGUCAAUAUUGCAGGGGACGUAGGCAAAAAUACUUUGUAAGUCCUUUAAGCAGGGUACGUAGUCAAACAUAUUUUGUAUGUCCUUUAGGCAGGGUAAGUAGGCAAAUAUAUGUUGUAUGUCCUUUAGGAACUGCUUAAAAAAUGAACUUCAUUCGUUUCGUCAUUGAACAAACAUCUUUAUCGUACAGCCGAAAAUUCUAAGCUUUCAGCUUAAUUCGGUACACUCAAGUGCGACAGUAGAAAGAUUUUUUUUUAAAAUAUGUGGUAGGCGUCGGGGGGGGGGGGAGAGAUUGGGCAAGGGGGAUGGAGGAUAAACAAAUGCGUUAGAAAUAAAAUGGACUGGACUGUAUACCAAAGUAUAUUGGGCGUAUCUGAGCACAAAGCCUUAAACGGGAUUAGAGAAACAUUAUUUGAAAGAGGCCAUCACUGUUUACACAUCCAUCACAUUCAUGACACCAGAGUGAUCUGAACAUUUUGUCUAGCAAGUAUACAGGGUGGGCCAAUCAAAGUGAAAACAUUUCUUAAAAUAUUACGCUACAAAAUGUUCUCAUUUUUAUUGGCCCGUAAAAUUGAAUUAUGGAAACAAAUUAAGUUGAUUGUUAUAAAUGUUAGUCUAUAUUAAAUUGAGUAAAAUGUAUACCAUUCAGAAAGUUAUGUUUUCAUAAUUUGCAAUCGUAACGUUUGCAUUGCAUCCAUUUUUCAAGCUCAAACUAAGGCCCAGGUUACAUUGAAUCUAUUUUUCAUGCUCAAAAUUAGGCCCAGUUUACAUUGAAUCUACUUUUCAUGCUUAAACUUAGGCCCAGGUUACAUUGAAUCUAUUAUUCAUGCUCAAAAUUAGGCCCAGUUUACAUUGAAUCUACUUUUCAUGCUCAAACUUAGGCCCAGGUUACAUUGAAUCUAUUUUUCAUGCUCAAACUAGGGCCCUAGGGUACACUGAAUCUAUUUUUCAUGCUCAAACUAAGGCACAGGGUACACUGAAUCUAUUUUUCAUGCUCAAACUAGGACACAGGGUACAUUGAAUCAACGCGAGCAGCGUCCGAAAAUCUAAGCAAUAAGCUGAGCGUGGUUGAGAAGGGCUCUGAAAUGCAUCAGUUUGCCUGCGAGACUUGUCAAAGGAGUUGGUGGAAAAGUGUCCCUUGUGCGAACCCGGUAAGGGAUGUAUUCAUUUUGCCUCAGUUUAAAUAAGGUAUCGGCUUAAAUGUUCAUGUAUCUAUAUGUCUUGUAUGGCGCAAGAUUUGUUUGAAUUGUGAGGCGAUUGCAUUCUAGAAUUAUCUGAAACUUUUGACCCUUUACCAGCCCCAGAUUUACUAGAACAGUCUAGGGAUUCUUAACAUUGAUGUGCAAAGGAACACGAAAGCCACGGACACCUUGUUAGUGGUGAGACUAAAACCACGAACACCUUGUUAGUGGUGAGUCCAAAGCCACGAACACCUUGUUAGUGGUGAAACGAAAGCCACGAACACCUUGUUAGUGGUGAGACUAAAGCCACGAAACCUUGUUAGUGGUGAGUCCAAAGCCACGAACACCUUGUUAGUGGUGAGUCCAAAGCCACGAACACCUUGUUAGUGGUGAGUCCAAAGCCACGAACACCUUGUUAGUGGUGAGUCCAAAGCCACGAACACCUUGUUAGUGGUGAGUCCAAAGCCACGAACACCUUGUUAGUGGUGAGUCCAAAGCCACGAACACCUUGUUAGUGGUGAGUCCAAAGCCACGAACACCUUGUUUGUGGUGAAAAUAAAGCCACGAACACCUUGUUAGUGGUGAAACCAAAGCCACGAACACCUUGUUAGUGGUGAAACUAAAGCCACGAACACCUUGUUAGUGGUGAGUCCCAAGCCACGAACACCUUGUUAGUAGUGAAACUAAAGCCAUAAACACCUUGUUAGUAGUGAAACAAAAGCCACAUUCACCUUGGUUAGUAAUAAAACAAAAACCACAAACACCUUGUCGGUAAUGAAACUAAGACUAUGAACACCCUGGCAAUAGUGAAAAAUAAAGCCGAGAACAGUUUGUUCGUAGUGAAAUGAAGGCUAGGAACCCCUGGUUGGUAGUUACAAAAAAACUGCGAACACCUUGUUGAGUAAAAUUUUAAAAUGCAUAACAAAGAUUACAAGUGAAAUGGAGCUUGAAGCUUUUUCAUGGACUCCAAAAGAUCCGUACUUCACAGGUUAAGAACCCCUGCUAUAGUUAUUUAGUCCAGGCCUGCACAACUCAAACUAUAAGGCGGGUCGUAACACUUGAUGAAAUCUUGUGCGGGCCGAAAGUAAAUAGGACAGGUGGAAAGCUAUUUAGAAAAUAAUAAUAAAAAAGACUAUUUCGUUACUUUGGGGGCCCCAAAGUGGGUGCUGGAGGGCCGCAUGUUGCCCGCGGGCCGUAUGUUGUGCGAGCCUUCAAUAGUUAGUGAGGACGAUACACAUUAAUGAUUCAUUUAAAUUUCCUUUUAAAAUUCACAAGAUACUGUCGCACCAUAGUCAACAAUUUCAAGUGCUUUACUGGCGAUUGUCACGUACGAAACACAUUGUAUAUCAAUAGCUAAAGAUCUUUGACAUUAAUUUUAUUUUCCAUGUAGACUAACAGUCCCCUGUUGUAAACUUUGAUGAUGUAAUUUAUUUUGUUUCAGGUCUCCAAAUGUUAUAAGUGCAGAAUGAGGUUUGAACCAAUCCCCAGGGACAGAGAAUGGGGAAUAGGAAAGUUCCAGUGUGACAAUGUGCAAUGUAGACGUACCUUUCGCUGA